AUGAAAGUGCUUAUCAUAACAAUUCUACUGAUUUACAUUGUAGCUGCCGCACAUAAAACUCAAUUGACAAAAAUUGAAAGCAAGCGGAAAAGACUUUUCAAAAAAGGCUUAUGGUCCAAACAUCUUAAAAAUAAGAAUCAAUUUCGAGCCACUCGAUCACGAACAAAAGCAGGAGAAAGACUUUUUGCUACUACAAUGAGCGAUGAAAAAGAUGAGGUUUACGAUUACGAUGAUAUGGAAUACGUCGCAAACAUAUCGCUUGGCUCACCCAUUGGAAAGCAGACAUUUUUGGUGGUUUUGGAUACGGGAUCAUCAAAUGUGUGGAUUCCAGAAAUAAAUUGCGUUGUAGGUGAUUGUCGAAAAAAAAAUCGUUUCAAUCCAUUACUAUCAAAAACAUACCAAGAAGAUGGUCGCAUGUGGUCAAUACUGUAUGGCGAUGGAUCAAAUGCACAUGGAUUAUUGGGACAAGAUUAUUUUGCUUUUGGACCAAAUGAGAAUGAUUCAUUAAUAAUUCCAAAUAUCACAUUUGGAUUGGCUCGAAAACUGAGUGGAUUUAGUGAUGAUCCAGUUGACGGUAUUGUUGGCUUGGCUUUUACAUCGAUUGCUGUGGAUGGUGUCACACCACCAUUAAUUGCUGCCAUUAAUCAAAACAUCCUUAAUCCACCUCUUUUUACUGUCUGGCUACAUCGCCGAGGUGCACAAGAGAACGUCUUUGGUGGUCUAUUUUCUUAUGGUGCAAUAGAUGACGUGAACUGUGGUGACGUGAUUGAUUAUGAACCAUUAUCAUCGACAACAUUUUGGCAAUUUCGUUUACGUGGUAUUAAAGCUAACGAAUAUUCGAUAAGGGGAACAUGGGAAGCGAUAUCGGAUACGGGAACAUCAUUAAUUGCUGGACCCACUGGCAUUGUCAAUCGUUUGGGUGCAGCUGUCAAAGCAAAAUACAAUCAAAACGAAGAAAUGUUUUUCAUAAAAUGCGAUGCUAAACCUCCUCCAGUGACGCUAAUCAUUGGCUCUCAUGAAUAUAACAUACAAUCGGAAAAUUACAUUGUUAUGGUUGAAAACAAUACCUGCAUUUUUUCAUUCUUUGCCGCAGAAGGUAAUGGUUUUGGACCAACAUGGAUAUUUGGUGAUCCUUUUAUUAGACAAUAUUGUCAAAUUUAUGAUAUCAACAAUGAACGGAUUGGUUUUGCACCAUCAAAAUAA
Molecule: messenger RNA, 1203 nt
Organism: Acanthocheilonema viteae
Lineage: Eukaryota; Metazoa; Nematoda; Chromadorea; Rhabditida; Onchocercidae
Source: the annotation of a GenBank genome assembly